Molecule: messenger RNA, 2799 nt
Organism: Talaromyces amestolkiae
Lineage: Eukaryota; Fungi; Ascomycota; Eurotiomycetes; Eurotiales; Trichocomaceae
Exons: 4
Coding region: 1-2799 (932 amino acids)
Molecular function (GO): protein binding
Source: RefSeq, a predicted model, not a curated record
AUGCACGCCAUAUUAGCGAUUUCAAGUGCUUAUGAGCGCUAUCUUACAUCGCCACCCAAUGUUCCCUCACAUCGGACACUCUCUGAAUUAUCCAACUUUUCCCAGUCUACUACCCUUCUCAGCGAGCAUCUGCAAAAUUUAGAUGUACCUCAUGCCAAGGAUGCUAUCUGGGCCUGCGCAGCACUCUACGGAGCCCUCACGUUUGUCGCAGUGGAGGCCACACAUCCUGAAGAAGCAUGGCCACUCAAAGAUUCCGCUAGCGACCUAGACUGGAUCCCAAUGGUUGAUACGAAAUGGGUGCUCUGGAAACUUAUGGACCCGAUGCGGCCAGAUAGCAUAUUUCGGUGUUUAGCCGACACAUAUGCUGAUUUGCGUAUUGAUGCGCCGCCACAAGGCAUCCGUGGCGUUUAUCCAUCUUUGGCCCGUCUGUGUGAAUUAGAUGCGCAGUCUACCGCUGAGAGCAACCCAUAUUUCCUGAUGGUUCACUCUAUCUCUCAACUUAAUGGCUCGCCGGAAAGUCAAGCCAUGGAGGAAACGCUGGGCCUGGAGGAAACGCUGGGCUUGGACGAAUCGCUGGGUUCUGGAUUUGACAACAUUCGUGCCGCUCUCAUGUCACCGACAAGUUUCUCGGCGCAAAUCGAUCUCUCGCCGGUGUCUGUUCGGGCAGUGACCAGCCUAAGAAGACCAUCUUUCUUAAGUCUGGCGGGAGUAGGAGGCCCAUUCAAUCCGCCAUUCUUGGGGACGUUAUACAGUCCAAAUAAUAUUCUUGGUCAGACUGGCCCUGUUCCUGUAUAUUCAACCGAAAGCAAUCAUCGCCAUCAUAGCCCAUCUUCUAGUGCAGAGACAUAUAUCGACUCACACGAUGCAAGGAUUUCUGAGUCUCAGUCAGGCUCUGAUAUGUCUACGACGGCUUUGACUGAUUUUGCUCAAGAAUUAGCUAGUCGGAUGGAAUAUGACAAAGAUGUUGCAAGCGAGCUACAUGCAAAUGCACGGUACGACGUGGUAGAACAGGUCUUGUCGCCACAAAAUGGAUCCGAUGGUUAUGAAAGCGACCCUGAUGACACUCGCAAGUUUUAUACAGAAUUGCAGUCUUAUGUUGCAAUUGGAGAUGACGAUUAUGACACCGACGACUCCGACUACUUUGACACCGAUAGCGAUUAUGAGCCUUCCAGUACGGGACAGAUGUUGACAUCUAUCAGCCGUUAUGACCAUCGCUUCCAUCGCUACUGGCAUGCAGAGCAAUCAGACUUGGCCGAAAGUCAUAAUGACGCCCCCUUGCAAACUACGCAAGAGCGGAAUUUUACGGUCGAGGAAUUCAUCCAACGCUGGCUACAUGCGUCGCUCUCCAAUAGUCCGCAUAUUCCACCUCGAUUUCCUGGCCCGUCACUGGAAGCCGCGAAUGUCUCUGAGUGGUUGAGACCUGAGAGGAUAAUUCGACCUCAAGCCAUAGACUGUGACGAAUUCUACGAUAUCCAACAGAUUCCGUGGCAAUCAAAGCUUGGUGUACGCCGUGAAGACGCUCGUUUGCUCCGUGAUGCGUGGUACCAUCCUUAUACCAAUCUUGAUUUCUCUAAGUAUAACCACUCCCACACACUGCCAAAGGUAGAACGUUAUUUCAACCCCAAGGCAUUAUAUUCGGACCUGAAAGCUACUAUUGAACAUUUUCAAUUGCGAAAUUUGAUGGCUAUCACGUCGUUCAAUACACUACAAUUUGCACAUGAAUCCAAAUUACUGACAUGGACGCCGGACUACAAGCACGUGAGAUGCAUCAUGGAUCUUUCUCGCCCACCGAUUGAAACGGGCUUUCAAGGUGCAGUGAAAAUUUCAACAAUGCAAGCAAAACAUGGAAUUUCUGUUGCGGGUGGCUUUGGUGGCGAGUAUUGCAUGCAUGUCAGUGGAAAUCAAGCCGACAACACUUAUGGUUUUGUUACACAUGAUGCAAACGGGAUCACCAACAAUAUCGACGUAGUCCAAAGUCGAACAGGGACGUCUCCGAUCGUCGUUUUUGCUUCUAAUGACCAGCACAUUCGAAUCCUCAAUUGUGCGAAUAAUCAAUUCAUAGCUGAUCACGAACUGCCAAUUCCCGUCAACUGCUCAGAAACGUCAACUGACGGUCGAAUGCGGAUCGUUGUCGGUGACUCAACCGAAGCAUUUGUCCUUGAAGCUGAUACUGGUCGAACGCUUCAGCAACUUUCCGGACAUCGCGACUUUGGUUUCGCGUGUGCCUGGUCUCCGGAUAUGCUUCACAUAGCGACGAGUAAUCAGGACAGAACAGUAAAUAUUUGGGAUGUGCGUAUGUGGCGGCUUCUACAGACUAUGAAUUCUGACCGCGCCUGUUACCGCUCUUUGCGGUUUUCGCCUGUUGGUGGUGGACCGCGCACGCUUUUGAUGUGCGAACCGGCAGAUCGCAUAUCUAUCGUCAACGCUACAACAUACGAAACCAGACAAAUGCAUGACUUUUUUGGCGAAAUUGGUGGUGCAGAUUAUACGUCGGAUGGUCAAUCUAUCUGGGUUGCCAAUACGGAUGAACUGUUCGGUGGAUUCAUGAGAUUUGAUCGCAUGCAGUACUCUCAAAAGUAUUCGUCUUCAGGGUCGUCAUCAAGGAGUCAUGAAAUAGGUCUGUUUGAUGAAGAUGAGAAAACGAAAUAUGCGCCGGGAUGGUACUCGAAUCUGCCACACGAAUGGAUUGAUGAGGCCGGGCUGAACAAUGAUCCCAGAUCUGUCAUCGGCCAACGUGAAGCGGAUCUUCGAAGCUUCAAUGGGCUGAGUGAUGAAGCUAGAGAUUCUUUACUACUAUGA